ACUGCUUGGUGGGCGCAUCGAUGUCUGCCUCCACCUGGCCGCAGGGCCCUGGACCACCUGCAGGGGCAGACCCAGCCCUGGGCCGCCAGGGGAGCUCUUCAGCCCUGAGCCCUGCAUCAAGGUCCCCAGCUCCGCCUCCAUUUCUGCCCUGCUUUUGACCAAGGCUUCACGAGAGAGGCGCCGGCAGGGAAGGGACAGAGCCAUCUUGGGAUGCAAGUGUGCAUGCGCGUUUGUGUGUGCACACGUGUGAGUGUGUGUGUGUGUGUGUGUGUUAAAACAUUGCCUUUUCCGAGCUCUGGCUGCUGCUCUCUGACUGGUGGCUCCUGCGCUUGCUCCCUCCCCCACCUCCCUGUAAAAAUUAAAUGAAUAAUUUCUGGCUGAUUCCGAGCAGUGCCCACACACCCGUGCCCUUCAGUGUUGAUUGGAUCUCUCUCUCUCUCUCUCUCUCUCUCUCUCUCUCUCUCUCUCUCUCUCUCUCUCUCUCUCUCUCUCUCUCUCUCUCUCUCUCUCUCUCUCUCUCUCUCUCUCUCUCCUCCCUCCCUCCCUCUGGCCCCAGAUUGUAAUCUGACACAGUGUACUGCGGAGGCUCUGGCUCGUUCUUUCUCUCUCUCUGGGAGCCCAGGAGGCUGGACACCGAGAACGUUCAAGAAAUGGCCCGGCACACCUGAAGACAGCAGGCUCUAAAGACCAUUUGACAGAUCCAACACUGGGAAGACUCCUACUGUGUCCAGAGACAGGGAACCCAGCUGCAGUGCUUGGUGAAAGAUGAUCUGAAAGCUGAUGUGUAGAGGGAGCAUCAACUGAGGACCUUGGAAAGGCCUUCCCUGGAGGGCACAGCAGCAUGACCAGGUGAAGGCUGAACAUGCCUAACUCCCUGUGGUGACCUGAGAGGAGAGCUUGAUUCAUUGUGAGGGAGAAACACCAGCUCCAAGCCAAACUGGAGAACUUGGAACAGGUCCUGAAGCAUAUGCGAGAGGCUGCUGAACGGCGGCAACAGCUGGAGUUGGAGCAUGAGCAAGCCCUGGCUAUCCUCAAUGCCAAGCAGCAGGAGAUCCAGCUUCUGCAGCAGGCUCAGGUUGAAGCUAAGAAGGAGCAUGAAGGAGCUGUGCAGCUGUUAGAGUCCAAGGUCCGAGAGCUGGAAGAGAAAUGUCGCGUGCAGAGUGAGCAGUUUAACCUUUUGUCACGGGACCUGGAGAAGUUCCGGCAACACACUGGGAAUAUUGACUUGCUGGGCAGCAGCUCAGUGGCCUUGCUGGAUGUCCCCUUGGCCCCUGGCAAACCUUUCCCACAGUACAUGAAUGGACUAGCCAACUCCAUACGCAAAGGUCCCGAGGGCCCCACUGGACACUAUUCUGUGAUUGGUGACUAUAUCCCAUUGUCUGGGAACAAGCUGGAGCCUCCGUGUGUGAAGCCCUCCUUCCUGUUACGAUCUAGCAGCCCAAGAUGCAGAUUUGAGUCCGAGAUGGACAAUGACCGGAACUCUAACAACUCCAAGCAAAGCAGCUCGGGGAAGGUGCACCUGUGUGUUGCCCGCUACAGUUACAACCCCUUUGAUGGGCCCAAUGAGAACCCGGAAGCCGAGCUGCCUCUCACGGCGGGAAAGUACCUCUACGUCUAUGGGGACAUGGAUGAGGAUGGGUUCUAUGAAGGAGAGCUUCUGGAUGGGCAGAGGGGCUUGGUGCCCUCCAAUUUUGUGGAUUUCAUCCAGGACAAUGAGUCACGGUUGGCUGGUACCCUGGGGAGUGAGCAGGACCAGAACUUUCUCAACCACUCUGGCAUCAGCCUGGAGCACGACAGUAUCCUUCAUCUUCACUCCCCAACUCAAGUGGACUCAGGCAUCACAGACAAUGGCGGGGGGACUCUGGACAUGAGCAUUGACGACAUCGGAGAAGACAUUGUGCCUUACCCUAGGAAAAUCACCCUUAUCAAACAGCUUGCCAAAAGUGUCAUCGUGGGCUGGGAGCCUCCUGCUGUCCCACCUGGCUGGGGCACCGUGAGCAGUUAUAAUGUGCUGGUAGACAAGGAGACACGCAUGAGCCUUGCCCUGGGCAGGAGAACCAAGGCAUUAAUUGAGAAACUUAACACAGCCACCUGCACCUACCGCAUCUCCGUGCAGUGCGUCACAAGUCGGGGCAACUCGGACGAGCUACAGUGCACGCUGCUGGUGGGCAAGGAUGUAGUCGUAGCACCGUCCCAGCUGCGUGUGGACAACAUCACACAGAUCUCCGCCCAGCUCUCGUGGCUGCCUACCAACAGUAACUACAGCCAUGUCAUCUUCCUUAACGAGGAGGAGCUGGACAUUGUGAAGGCCACCAGGUACAAGUAUCAAUUCUUCAACCUCAGACCUAACAUGGCUUACAAGGUGAAGGUCUUGGCCCAGCCCCACCAGAUGCCCUGGCAGCUGCCCCUGGAGCAGAGGGAGAAGAAGGAGGCCUGUGUGGAGUUCUCCACCCUGCCUGCAGGGCCCCCGGCCCCACCACAAGCUGUCACCGUCCAAGCUGGGGCCACAGCCGCUACUGUCCAGGUCUCCUGGAAGCCCCCUGCGCUGACUCCCACUGGGCUGUCCAAUGGAGCAAAUGUCACAGGAUACGGCGUGUAUGCCAAAGGACAGAGGGUGGCUGAGGUCAUCGCCCCCACAGCAGACGGUACGGCAGUGGAGCUGGUCCAGCUCCGAAGCCUGGAGGCCAAGGCCGUGAGUGUGCGCACCCUGUCUGCACAGGGAGAGUCCAUGGAUUCUGCCCUCGCUGCCAUCCCCCCUGACCUCCUGGUGCCUCCAGCCCCCCACCCGAGGACUGCUCCCCCACCAAAGCCAUUAGCAAGUGACCUGGAUACCAAAGACCAACACCUGGGUCCCCACGUCAAAGCAGACGAGUCCUGGGAGCAGAGCCGGCCACCAGGCCCCGCACGUGGCCACAUGCUGGAACCACCCCCCGACGUGCAUAGUGCUGGCCCGGGCAGAAGGUCACCCUCACCCAGCCGGAUCCUCCCUCAGCCCCAAGGAGCCCCAGUGUCCACCACUGUCGCCAAGGCCAUGGCCCGGGAGGCCGCACAGAGGGUAGCUGAAAGCAGCAGGUUAGAGAAAAGGAGCCUCUUUCUGGAGCGAAGCGGUGCUGGGCAGUAUGCCAACUCAGACGAGGAGGAUGGCUACGCCUCCCCCGAGGUCAAGAGGAGAGGGACAUCUGUGGAUGACUUCCUGAAAGGGUCAGAGCUGGGCAAGCAGCCCCACUGUUGCCAUGGAGAUGAUUACCACACAGAGAGCAGCCGGGGGUCAGACCUGUCGGACAUCAUGGAAGAGGAUGAGGAGGAGCUGUACACAGAGAUGCAGCUGGAGGACGGGGGCCGGCGCCGGCCCAGUGGCACCUCUCACAAUGCCCUCAAGGAAUGCCAUAAGGCUAGGAGCUUGGAAGGAGCUUUCCUGGAGCAGCCCGAGUUCCCCCAACAGCCCCACCGCAGUAAGAGACUGUUCAGUAUCCCCGAGGUAGCUGAGGAGGACACGGAGCAUGGCGAGCCGCUGCUCAGGCAGGGCAUGGGGUCCUCGAGAGCCAGGGCCUUGUUGGCCAUGGAGCGUGGGCCAGCACGGUCCUGUUGGGGACAUCCAGUCCUACAGGGAUCCUGGCACCCUGCAGAGCACAGGGGCCCGGGCAUCCAUAUGGAGGAUCUCUUUCUGGAAGACAGAGGCUGUCGGUUCAGCCGCUCGGCCACCAGGAGCCCGGACAGUGGUUUGGACUGCGGCAGUGAGGAGGAGGAGUCUCGAUUUAGUUUCAGGAGCACCUCGGCCAAGUGCAGUCCAGGCCCUGGUCACUGUCCCUGUAGGAGAAGCCCAAGGCCCCUGCUGGCCCGGAGGCGGACGCUGACCCGACAGAGCAGCAUCGAAGAGGACUUUGGGGAGCAGGUGGACCCCAGUGACGUCAUCAGGAGCGAUGACACCCAGCUCAGCCCGGAGAGGCCCGUGCCCAGGAGGGAUGGCUGGGACGAGGCCAGCGACCACGAAGAUUUUCGGGGUGUCUGGAGGAAAAGCCCAGCCAUGCCCGACAGUAGGGCAGCUGAGCGUCUGGCACAGCCUCCUCCCCGAGUGGCCGACGGCCCUUUGAUUUUAGGAAACCCUGCUUUGAUGGGUCGAGCAGACCGAAUGGAUCAUGUGAGCCGAAGGUAUUCUCACAGUGGCGGAGGUCCUCAGAGGCACCGACCGACGAUGGUGCCAUCCAUUGAUGAAUACACCGGGAGAGACCGCCUUUCUCCAGACUUCUACGAUGAGUCGGAAACUGACCCUGGUGCUGAGGAUCUCCCGGCACGCAUCUUCGUGGCACUGUUUGACUAUGACCCACUCACCAUGUCCCCAAACCCUGAUGCUGCAGAAGAAGAACUCCCCUUCAAAGAAGGACAGAUCAUCAAGGUAUACGGAGACAAAGACGCAGACGGCUUCUACCGCGGAGAGACUUGUGCCCGGCUCGGCCUCAUUCCCUGUAACAUGGUCUCCGAGAUCCAUGCAGAUGAUGAGGAGAUGAUGGACCAGCUGCUGAGACAAGGCUUCCUCCCCCUGAACACACCCGUGGAGAAAAUAGAGAGAAGUAGAAGAAGUGGCCGGGGUCACUCUGUGCCCACACGAAGAAUGGUGGCUCUCUAUGACUAUGACCCAAGGGAAAGCUCCCCCAACGUGGAUGUUGAGGCUGAACUUCCAUUCUGCACGGGAGACAUUAUUACCGUUUUUGGUGAAAUCGAUGAAGAUGGAUUUUAUUACGGAGAGCUGAAUGGGCAGAAAGGCCUCGUGCCUUCCAACUUCCUGGAAGAAGUGCCUGAUGAUGUGGAGGUCCACCUUUCUGAUGCUCCCUCCCACUAUUCCCAAGACCCACCCAUGCGCUCCAAGGCCAAAAGGAAGAAGAGUGUUCAUUUCACACCCUAAUCAGGCAUGUAGCCUUCACGUAAGUGAGCAACCGAAGACACCUUAGAGAGAUACCGGCUUAAGCUACCCUAAGCGGACAGCGUGGUAGUCUUAAGACUUCAAUGUGGGCUUAAAGAAAGAGAGAAAAGAAAUAUGUCUCAAAAAACCCAUUGGACCUAAAGUAUUAUAGGUUAUCUCACCUGGUCUCAGUUGCAGACAACUGGAUUCAUAGUGAAACCAAUCAUCUCCAACAAUCAUUUUUAAAUAUGUCCAUUGAGAAUAUGGGAAAGGCCAACCUUGGGAGCAUAUUUCUUAAAGCCGUUUGUUUACAGAGUGCGCCAGUGUGUACUCACAAGGAAAGCUGCCUAUUGCAUUGUUAGCCACCCUCAGUAAAAGCACAACCUGAUCCGUGUGUUUACUGUAAGCAAGUUUGACUCAAAGACUAAUAGCCAAGACAAAACUUUGAUCCCAGAUCACUCCCCCAGCGAGGGGCAGCCUUGGCUCCGGGCAUGCCAAAAGCUGGCUGGAACACCCAGCUGCAGCAGCUCGGCCUUAGGAGCAGGUGUUCCCUCUCCUCAAAGCACAACUGUUCAGCCCUCACGGAGGGGAGAGAGGUGCCGGCAUACCAAUGCAAUACUGUCUCCUGACUUGGCAGCUCCCAUGAUUGCACUAGCUGGCCCCAUGGUAUCUUCAGGUGUGCUUUGGGGUGCACCUAGGUGUUCUCCAUUAGAGUUAGACCUUGAUUUUUAAAUCCAAGCAAGCUUGGGGCCCCCCUUGCCUUGUACAGUCCAUAUGCCCACCAAGGGCCCAGCUUUCACUUGCCAAGUUUUACUCUGGGGUGUUAGAGAGGCCUGGUGAUUAUUGGCCAUGCUCAGGUAUAUGCCUAGCUCCAGAAUCACUUAAAAUUGGUACUCUGUCCCUGAAUCAAAUUCCACCACUCCAAAGCACUGUUGGUUGGCGUUUUUUUUCCACCUAAAAGUCUCUCAAAACCCAACAUGUGCUGGGGAAAACACACUGCUCUAUUUGGAAACGGUCAGAGUGUUCAAGAAGGGCCUUUGAGCUUCCUUAGAUUGCGAUUAAGGUUCAUUUCAGCUUUUUUUCUUUCAAACAGUGUGCCAUCCCCAAAGUUUCUGUAGGACUGACUCUACCUGACCCAAGGGCUCACUCCACACGGCAGGGUCUUCCUUCUUAUCUCUUGCCUAGUUCACGGUCCAUCCAAAUUCCCACUGAGAGCUUUGGCUUUACGAUGAUUGAUGGGUACUCGGCCACCUUGCCUAUCCGUCUGAUUGACAAUAACUUCCCCUGCUUUUAGUCUGAAUUUUCAGAGUAAAUUAUGACCUGGCUUUCUUUGCCAAAGCGAUGGCCACCCCGUCUCCCAAGACAAAGACAGCGAAAGCCCAUGGAGGCCAGCCUCUCUCUGAGGGGCCUUGGGAGCGGGCGUGGGCUUCUCAUGGCAUACUUUAAAAUUGAAAGAAGAAACGAACCACCCACCCUUUCCCCUGGCUGGCGGGAGAUGGGGCAGUACGCGUUACCGAGUGAAUUGUUGUUGGCACUGACACACUCAAUAAAACUGUCGCAAUGUACCUACUAGGUUCCUCCCGAGGGUUCAGGGACAGCAAGGAGAGCUCCAUCCCCCACAGCCCAUCUCCAUUCGGGGUCACCUACGUCAUCUAUGGGUUCUGGUAGUCCUGGGAGAGGCAGGGAAAUGUCCUCGAAAAAGAAAAAAGGGCUGCU
Mesocricetus auratus (golden hamster) is the source of this 6613-nucleotide messenger RNA. RefSeq names its product RIMS binding protein 2 (gene Rimbp2). Gene Ontology annotation, biological process: neuromuscular synaptic transmission. Bases 968 to 4900 code for a protein of 1310 amino acids. Gene Ontology annotation, molecular function: protein binding. NCBI's taxonomy places the organism in Eukaryota, Metazoa, Chordata, Mammalia, Rodentia, Cricetidae. The record is from RefSeq and is a predicted model, not a curated record. The transcript has 23 exons.